Molecule: messenger RNA, 1279 nt
Organism: Geodia barretti
Lineage: Eukaryota; Metazoa; Porifera; Demospongiae; Tetractinellida; Geodiidae
Source: the annotation of a GenBank genome assembly
GGAGGAGGUUGGUAGUGGAUGAAGGGAUGAGUGGGGUUACAGAGGAGGUGGAGAGGCUGGUGCUAACUGUGAGAGAGGGGGAGAAGGGAGAUGGAGGAGAAGGAGGGGCAAAAGAAGAAGAAGAAGCCAAGCAACCUGGCGAAAAUGUCCUCAAAGAAACUGAAGUGGCAUCGAGACCUGCAGACCCCACCACACCCAGUCGAGCUUCGACACUCUCGACUGGUAUCAGACUCAACAAGAGUCCAGUUGUAAAACUCCACAAGGUUGAGACACCUCCGUCCACCUCUCGACCUGCGAGCCUCUUCUCCGCCCUGAUAUCCAGGGACUCUACCUCCAGUACAACAACUAGGGAGCAUCGUUGGCAACACUGUGAGACUGGUUCAGAGCAGGAGCAGCCUCAGACUGAGGGAAUGGAGACCGAUCCAGCAAGUCCAAUGGGGAACAAGUCACUGCUAGAGUUGAUACCUGCUGCCACCAGUGCCACCAAUGACAUACUAGACACCAUAGACCUGCUACACCACACGGGGGACCAACUCCACAUCAGGGAGGGAAGAUCAACUAGUGGUGUGUGUGGCUCACAGCCCGGGCUGCACAGAAUUCCUCGUAAUAGGAUUGAACUCACUCUGAAGAAGGAGCCUCUUGCUGGGACCCCUAGUGGGGCAGCAGAGCAAACUUCCUCCCAACAAGUAUCAUCGUCUGCUGGUGGCCUAGUGUUGCCUCCGAGUGGUGACGUAAUGUUGCCUGAGACCAGUGGGUUGAGGAGGAGCCCUCGCAAGAACAAGUGGAUCUCUUCUGGCCAAGGGAAGUCAUCAUCCAGACACCAGUCAGCCUCUGACAGGGGGAAGGCAAAUAAGAAGAAACUGGAGCAGAUAGUGGUGGGAGCUCUCAAGAGGCAGGGAAUGAAAAGAGACCAUGUCUGUUUCAGGAAAUGCUACACUCGUCUCUUCAACCUCAGCAAGAGCUUUCUCAAGGAUGUAAGGAGCUCACAGGACCUGGUGAGUGAGAUGCACAGAGUUGUCGACUUCAACGUGUCGCAGGUCAUUGACUUUGAGCUCAGACAGGCUCACACCACACUCUGAGACUGAGAUCACCUCCAUUCAUCUAUCUCACCACUUUAGAUGUUCAUUGUAUUGUGUUGUGAUGUGACUACACUGCAGUGUAAUGCUAUAAGACAUUUUUCGGAAGUGAACACAAGUAUGUAGCACAACUUAUGAACUGCUUUACGUGAUGGUCAUUCAUACACAUAGAAUACCAAUAAUGUUUUUAUGCCUCCAUUUAU